CACUCACUUCCGUGUUGGCGUGUCUCAACGUCACGCGGCGUGUGAAAGCAAGGAAACGCGGAUGUGUUGUGCCUAAUCUGCAUCUACAGCCGUGUUCCGAUUCUAUGUCGAACCCAAACCCCCAUCCACGCUGAUCUGAGUCAGGCGCAGUACAGCGGACGCGGGUUGGACGGAACCGAGUGGAGGAAUGCCUGCCGGUGUUUGUGGGUGUUGUGGUCCUCUGCGGCCACGUUAUAAGCGUCUAGUGGACAACAUUUUCCCAGAGGACCCCAAGGAUGGAUUGGUCAAAUCAGAUAUGGAGAAGUUAACAUUUUAUGCAGUGUCGGCACCAGAGAAGCUGGACCGCAUUGGGGCGUACCUUGCCGAACGCCUUAGCAGAGAUGUGGUACGACAUCGCUAUGGGUAUGUGGUAAUAGCGAUGGAGGCCUUGGAUCAGUUGUUGAUGGCUUGUCAUUCUCAGAGCAUCAAGCCAUUUGUGGAGAGCUUCUUGCACAUGGUGGCCAAACUGCUGGAAUCCAGAGAACCAGAUUUACAAGUGCUGGGCACCAACUCAUUUGUGAAGUUCGCGAACAUUGAGGAGGACACGCCCUCUUACCAUCGCAGAUAUGACUUUUUUGUCUCUCAGUUCAGUGCUAUGUGUCACUCCACCCAUGAGGACCCCGAAACCCGCACCAGGAUCCGUGUGGCUGGUAUUAAAGGUCUGCAGGGUGUCGUCAGAAAAACUGUGAAUGAUGAACUGCAAGCAAUCAUCUGGGAGCCUCAACACAUGGAUAAACUCAUUCCCUCCAUGCUGUUCAACAUGCAAGACAAUGAGGACUCUGAGAGGGCUGGAGAGGAGAAUCCGGCUUCAUUGGCUGAGAGUUGUUUUCGAGAGUUGCUUGGUCGCGCUGCUUACGGCAACAUGAACAACGCUGUGCGUCCUGUACUUGUGCAUUUAGACAACCACCGUCUGUGGGAGCCGAAUGAUUUUGCUGUGUCCUGUUUCAGGAUAAUCAUGUACUCAAUACAGGCCCAGCAUUCUCACCAUGUGAUUCAGCAAGUUUUGUCUCACCUUGACACCCACAGUAAGAACACACCACGUGUCAGGGCAGGUAUCGUUCAGGUGCUGCUGGAGACAGUUGCCAUAGCAGCCAAAGGUUCCAUCGGGCCCACAGUCCUGGAGGUGUUUAACACCUUGUUGAAGCAUCUGCGAAUGAGUGUGGAUUUUGAACUGGGUGAUGGAUCGCGCAGAAACUCUGCAAGCAGCCUUUCCUCCACCCGCACCAAAGAAAGCGAGGAGCGUUACGUACAAAAUGCUAUCAUACAAACCAUCGGUUUCUUUGGAGGCAAUCUUCCUGAUUAUCAGAGAGCAGAAGUGAUGAUGUUCAUAAUGGGAAAAGUUCCAGUUCACGGCACACCCUGCCACACCCUGGACACUGUCAAAAUUGGGCAUCUGGGCACCAAGAGAAUUCAAGCAAUGCUGCUCAGUUCUCUCAUUAUGGUGACAUCAGGGUUUAAGUGUAAGACGAUGUGUGCUGGUUUACCCGCUCCAUUUCUCGAGCCGUUGUGCUCCAUUUCUCUGAUGGAAGAUAGUGAACUCCGGCAACUUGUCCUGGAGAUCCUGCACAACAUCAUUGAUCGUCAUGACAACAGAGCCAAACUCCGCGGGAUCCGGAUUAUUCCUAAUGUAGCUGCUCUGAAGAUUAAAAGAGAGAAGAUCUCCAAACAGGAUGUGGUUUUCAUGAAAAAGCAUGGGCAACAGUUAUACAGACACAUCUAUCUAGGCUGUAAGGAGGAAGAUAACGUGCAAAAGAACUUUGAGCUGCUCUUCACAGCUCUGGCCCUCAUCACUAUUGAACUGGCCAAUGAGGAGGUGGUGAUUGACCUCAUGCGGUUGUCCAUCGCCCUACAGGACAUGGCUCUGAUCAAUGAGGAGAACAUGCCCAUGUUUAUUCGCUGUGGCAUCAUGGCAUUGGUCGCCGCCUAUCUCAACUUUCUCAGCCAGAUGAUCGCAAAUCCAUCUUUCUGCCAAUAUGUCAGCAAGGUGAUUGAGCUGAGGAAUCUGGAUGCUUCGCACCUGCUGCCUGAACAUGUCUUCAGAGAGAAGUGUGUGCUCCCAGAUUCUCUGGAUCGGGAUGACAUCGGUCUGUAUUUUCAGACGGCUGAUUUGGCAGAAGCUCUGACUGUACCUGGUUAUAACAUAGAGAGACUGGCAUUACCGUACAUUCCCCAGGUUUCAGAUGAAGACCGGCUGCCCCGUAGGAAGAGUUUUGUAGACACCAUUUCUCUCCAAGUUGACAUCCUUUCCAACAGCUUACCUGAUCAGUCUCAGCUUGCAGAGGAGAUCACAUUUGAGACACUUAAGAAGGCCAUUGAUACCACUGGUCUGGAAGAGCAGGAGAGAGAGAAGAGACGGCAGGUGAUGGAGAAGUUCCAGAAAGCUCCUUUUGAAGAGAUUGCCGCCCACUGCGAGUCCAAGGCCAACAUGCUGCAUGAUCGCUUGGCUCAGAUAUUUGAACUCACCAUUCGCCCGCCCCCAAGCCCAUCAGGCACAGUGACUGUGACAUCAGGCCACACCCAGUACCAAUCUGUGCCAGUCUACGAAAUGAAGUUCCCUGACCUUUGCGUGUACUGAGCCACCACCUUUCACCUUUUACUGUAUCACACAAACUAAACGUUAACAUGACCACUAACUUUUAUCACACUUCGUAAGACCACAUGCAUGAUCCUGUGACCUUUAACUCACUUUAACCUUUGACAUGUAACGUCAUUUUAAUCUUCAUUAGACUUAACCCACUAAAUGUAAACAUCAUGUAUAUUCAUGAUAAAAUCCCCUCACAUGUUUACACCUCCAUUUUUCACCAAUCAGCACACAGAGUUCUACAACCAGCUAUCCAAUCAUACAGCAGAUCUAUAGUAUCAUGUGAAUCUUCAGUGUGUGUGAUUUUCAGUUUGAUUCUUGCACUAGAAGGCAGCUCAAAGAAUCAAACUGAUGAGAGUCUUUUGAAAAGAUUGAUUCUUUAGCUCCUUGAUAUCAUGAUUCAUUGGAGUCCUUUAGAAAAUGUAUUAAAAAUUAAGGGAACUUAAAUGCCAGCAUUAGUUCAAAUGCUAUCUAUAUGUCUAUCUCUCUCUUCUCGUUCUCACUUCCUUAGCACAUUAAAGGAAUAUUCUGGAUUCAAUACAAGUUAUGCUCAGUCGACAGCAUUUGUGGCAUAAUGUUCAUUACCACAAAAAUAAAUUGCAACUCAUCCCUCCUUUUCUUUAAAAACAAUAAAAGCACAAAUCGAGUUUCCAGUGAGGCACUUACAAUGGAAGUGAAUGGGGCCAAUUUUUAGACGUUAAAAAUACUCACUGUUUCAAAAGUAUAGCCACAAGGCAUAAACAGUAUGCGUUAACAUGAUUUAAUGUUAUAAAAUUAUUUACUAACCUUUACAGUCAUAGCCAAUUUUACAACUUUGUUAUGAUGAUUUAAACAACUUUACAGCUCAAAUAAUACAUGAGUUUUAACAGAAGAAUUAAUGUAAGUGCUUUUAUUAAAUUAAAAGCUCCACAUUUCUGCCUUUUAAACCCUCAAAAAAUUGGCCCCAUUCACUUCCAUUUUAAGUGGUUCACUGUAACUUUUUUCGUCUAAAUUAGUUUUUGCGGUAAUCAACGUUAUGCCACUAAUGCUGUCGAUUUGAGCUUAAUUUGUAUUGAACUCAGAAUAUUCCUUUAAGCAAUCAUCAGCACAGAGAUUUGAAAACGUUUCUCCCUUAAAUUUCUCCUAUAUAAAUUAUUUUAGUGUACAGUAAUGCACUGGCAUAGAAUAGCCUAUUUUUGCUAAAUAUAUAUACAGUAUAUAUACUUCUAGACGAAACAAUUGGUAAUAGUUGCAGAGCAUUACAUGUUAGCGUUAUGUUCGCAUGGCUUAGCCAAUGUGUUUCACUGCAAACUUCUGUGGAUUUACGCCUUUAUUAAUGUACAAAUAGCCUUUAACUUUGAUGUUGUGGAUGUCCAUGGGGCUUAUUUUGCCACCAAGAGUUCUUAGUGAUCACUUUGCUCUCCAUUUUGCCUUCACUGUAUAGAGAAUCCAAAACAUCUGCUUUUUAUCACCAAAGAGCUCUGCAUAAACCCUUCCUUUAUGGCCACACAUGGCUGCCAAUCAGAAACUUAGUAGGAUAGAGGAUGUGAAUACUGCAGUAAUAGCUGUGAGAGAUAUUUACUUGGACUUUUUAUCUCCAAUGCCAGUUUUUAUUUAGAUGUGGAGCACAAAAUUCUCGAGAUCAAUUCUAAAAUCAACCAGCUGCUUUUGAAUAGAGCCACAAGUGUGUUGUUGGAAUGUUUUUUUUUGUUUAUCAGAUUUUGUUCAUCUAAGGACAAAAAUGUGUGUAAUGCUGAAUUUUACUUUUAUUUGUGACUGUUAGAAGCUGAAAUACAUUGCUGGAAUUGUUUUACAUUCAUCUGAGCUUCCUGUGGUGAGAGCAGUGAUCAAUUCAAGUUUUGUGUUAGCUGUUAAAUGUGUACGCAUCACAGUUUUGGAAAUUUUUGGUUCAGGGCAUUUGCUUUAGUAAGAAUGGCUUGUUGUUUUUAUGAAUGUACUUGUUAGGUUGACGUGACAGGUGUGUAUUCUGCAAGUAUGGCACAUUUAUUGAUUGUUUAAGGAUGAUGUCAUGAUGAUGCGAUGUGGAAUGUUUCAGUGGUCUGGCUGUUUGUGACCAGAGUCUUGCACUGUACAGAAAGUAAAGAAGAAAGGUCAAAAUACAUAGGUUGCUCAGUUGCUCCUUCCAAGUACUCAGAAUGAUCAAUUACCUGUCUAACUGCCAUACAAUCUGAGUAAAAGAAAGCAAUAUGGCAGGAUUUCAUUGCAGGUUUUAAGGUGUCAGGACCCAUUAAAGAGAUAAUUUCCGCAAAAAUGUAUAUUCUGUCAUCAUUUACUCACAUUCAAAACAAUAUGACUUUUUUCAGAACACAAAUGGCAAUGACAGGCAGAAUGUUAAAGCAAUAGUUCACCCAAAAAUUUAAGUUAUCUCAUUUGCUCACCCUCAUGCCAUCCCAGAUGUGUAUGACGUCCUUUCUUCUGCAGAACACAAAUUAAGAUUUUUAGAAGAAUGUCUCAGCUCUGUUGGUCCAUACAAUGCAAGUGAAUGGUGUCCAGAACUUUGAAUCUUCAAAAAUCAAAUGAAGGCAGAAUAAGAGUAAUCCAUAUUACUCCAGGGAUUAAAUCUUCAGAAGUGAUAUGAUAGGUGUGGGUGAGAAACAGAUCAAUAUUUAAGUCCUUUAUUUCUAUAAAUCUUCACUUUCAUGUUCUUCUUUUGUUUUUUUGGCGAUUUGCAUUCUUCAUGUAUACCGCCACCUACUGGUCGGGAGUGGUCAAAGGUGGAGAUUUAUAGAAAAAAAAGGACUUAAAUAUUUAUCUGUUUCUCAUUCACACCUAUCAUAUCAGUUCUGAAGAUAUGGAUUUAACACUGGAGUCUUAUGGAUUACUUUUAUGCUGCCUUUAUGUGAUUUUUGAAGAUUCAAAGUUCUGGCCACCAUUCACUUGCAUUGUAUGGACCUACAGAGCUGAGAUAUUCUUCUAAUAAUCUUUGUUUUCAUCAGAAGAAAGAAAGUCAUACACAUCUGGGAUGGCUUGAGGGUGAGUAAAUGAUGACUUUUCAUUUUUGGGUGAACUAUCCCUUUAAGGACAUACAACUUCAGUCACCAUUCAAAUACCAAAAUAUGAAAUAAAAGUGAUUAGUGACUGAGGCUGUCAAUCCUUAACAUUCUGUCUAUUAUUUCAAGCAACACAAGGGUGAGUAACAAUCAGGUUUCAAACAAAGUGUGGGUGAGUAAAUAAUGACAGAAUUUUAAUUUGUAAAUUAAAUUUAAGAUGAGGGAAGGGACAUUUCUAGAGAAGGAUUUCAGUGAGAUAAUGUUCGUGGACAAAAAUACUUGACCUUCGGCCGUUGGGCAUUUCAUUAGAGUUUGCUUGGUGACAAUAAGUGUAAAAACAAUUUUUUAUGCUGUGAUGAAAUCAGGCUCAUAAUGUCUGUAGAACCUAAUUUCUAGAUUAAUGCAAUAUAUUUUUGGUGUAAUAUGAAAUAGAAAUAUGAUGUUUCAUGAUAUGAGACAUCUCAGACACAUCAUCUGUAAUGCACCUUUAGAGAUUAAUGUGCGUGCGUGUGUCAAACUCGAGUCAAACUACUUUGCAUGCAGGUAUUGUCUUUUUGUUACAAUAUUAAAACGGUGAAGGGAAUUUAGUCGUACUGUAACUUGUAAUCUCAUUUAUAUUGUAAUUCAUUGAUUUUAGUGUAAUUCAUAUUUUAUGUUCAUCCUUGGAAUUUUGCGGUACGUUACUGACUGUGUUUAUCACAGGGUUUGUCUGAAAAUAAUUAUCGUUAGUUGAGUUCUGUUAUAUAUGCAACUUGACUUUUUUUUUUUUUUUGUAUGUGGGAGAAACACGUUUUGGAUUGGCAGUGAUAUGUUGAUACGGGACAGUAUUUUUCAAAGUCUUCCAUGUGAAGAUAGUUCUGAUAGGCAUAUGGCCACAUGUAUCAUGCUAGAUUCUAAAUGUUUAUAAUGGCAUGUGUAAAACAAACCACCGAAGUGUUGCUACAAUGAUAAAAUAAUAUGAAAUACAGUAGGUGUUAUUUAGCCAUAUCCAGGUUCGCUCUCUGAAGGUGUCUGCCACGCUAAUGUGCAAUGAGAUUUUAUGUAUGAAAUAAUACAGUCUUAAUAAAGAUUUUUUAUUUAACUA
Messenger RNA from Myxocyprinus asiaticus (Chinese sucker), 6694 nucleotides. RefSeq names its product protein EFR3 homolog A-like. The record is from RefSeq and is a predicted model, not a curated record. Gene Ontology annotation, biological process: protein localization to plasma membrane. The transcript is spliced from 24 exons. Gene Ontology annotation, cellular component: plasma membrane. Bases 188 to 2614 code for a protein of 808 amino acids. Lineage: Eukaryota; Metazoa; Chordata; Actinopteri; Cypriniformes; Catostomidae.